GGAUGGACGAAGGAGUGAGGGGAGCAGGCGGAGGCUGUGCAGCUCAAUCGCAAUGCAACCUUGAGGCGAGAUCAGCGAGCGGGGGAAGGGGAACGAGGUUGCCAUGAGGGAUAGACUUUGGUACGAGCUUUCCGCCAGCCUAGCGCGUUGAUAAUGGCCUCGGCGGCUUCGCCGGUCCCGGCGGCGCUGCCCCCUUUCCAGUUCCGACCCCGGCACAACAGCCCGGACUGGCGGCGCCUAAGCGCUGUGGACGUGGAACGGGUGGCGGCCGAGCUGGACGUGGCGGUGCUGCAGGAGCACCUAGGGCACGUCACAUUCUGCAACGCCGAGCGGGAGCGCUGCCCGCACUGCCAGGCCCCCGUCGACGCGCUCCUCCUCAAGCUCUUGCGCCUGGCGCAGCUCUGCCUUGAGUACUUGCUCCACUCCCAGGACUACCUCAGCGCCCAGCUCCGCGCCAACCAAGAGCUCCUCCGAGCCGCCGACGCCCACCGCGACCUGCUCGCCAAGGAUGUCGCCCGCGGAGCCCAGGAGGUUCUGCUGCUCAAGGAGGAGUGCAAACGCCGCAAGAAGAUGAUCAGCACCCAGCAGAUGAUGCUCCAGGCUGGGACCGCCUGCCACCAGUGUCAAUUUUGUGACAAAGCUUUUAUGAACUAUUCCUUCCUGCACAGUCAUCUGCAGCGUCGCCAUGCACUAGAACCACAUAUUGAUCAGAAGCAAAAAGCACAGACGGAUAAGUUGCAGGAAGAGAUCAACAAGCUCAAGGAACAGUUACAGCUUACCCGGUCUCAAUUAGAAGCUGAGCAACACACUCAUGUAGCCAAAUUGUCUAAGGAGCAUGAAGAACAGAGAUCCAAGGAGGAGGAGAUUCGGCAGCUAUUUCACAAAUGGAAAGAAGAAGAAAAAGACAAAUUGGCCAGUGAACUGGAGAAGGUGAAAGAGAUGUUUAUGAAGGAAUUUAGAGAGCUAACUGCAAAGAAUACAGAAUUAGAAAAUCAGCACAUUGGAACCAUUCUUCAAAAGAUCAUGAGAGAUUUCACAUUCUGCAGUGGGCACCAGGACACCACCAAGUGGCAACUAUUAGAAGUCAAGAUGUCCAGUAAUCAUCUGAAAUCUAAUUUAGGUACAUUAAAAGAUAUCUAUGAAUUUACAGAAGAGAAACAUCAGAGUGCUAUAGAUCAGCAGGAGAAAAUGCAGAUUUUUGAAAAACAGGACACUGAGUGGAGAUCUAAAGUACAAGCUCUUAAAGAAGAACAUGAAAAUGAAAAACGCCAGCUUACGUCGCAAGUUGAGAAGUACAAAACGUGUAGUGAGACUGUGAAUGCAAACAACAUCUUUUAUAAGAAGAGAAUAGAAGAGCUAGGACAGAGGCUUCAAGAGCAGCAAGAUCUUAUCACUACACAGAAGCACCAGAUAGAGAAACUGGCUACAAAAAAAUCAGUAGAAAGCAUCAGAUUGUCUGAUGUGAAAGCUUCAGCACAGAACGUUGUUCAGCCUAAAUCAAGUGUAUCAUCCACACGUGAACAGGCUCUUUUGGUGCACAUGCUGGAGCCCAUAGAGGAGCUUCCAGAGGAUGAAAAAGAAACAGAGAAACGUGAGCCCAAAGCAGGGAAGAAUAAGCACCAUCCAAUACAUUCUUUGAAGAGCAAUUCUUCUUUGACAAGGGAGCUGAGGGUUGUUCUGGAGCAGGCCCUGGCAGAGAAGUUGGAGUCCUUGGGAAUUAAAUCAGGAGUUCAUGGUAUCCCAAGUGAUCAUUUCAGCAGGGUCUUAACAUCUGUUGCAUCUGCUAGAGAAGAGAGAAUGAAACAAAUUCCAGACAUUCAACAUAUUCGAGAGCAACUCGAGCAGCAAGUCAGCUUUAGAGUUUUAGAAAGAGCUUCUUGCAGCAGACUUCUUUCCAGCCUUCAUCUUUCUCCAGAAGCUAAGCAAAGGGAAGCUCACUUGGGAGGUUCACUCUCAACAGUGUUACACAAACCAGCAAAACGUUCUUCAGUUGCCAAACGCCCAUCCGUACAAAGACCAAUCACCUCUGAAAACACAUCUACACCAAAAAGCAAGAAAAGUGUUUUGGGAGUUGGAAUUCCUAGAAAGCCACAUAGUAUUACAACCUCACCAUUUAGCUCAGAGGAGGAAGUGGAAGAUGAUGACAUCAUGCAGUCCUACAUCUCACCAGAAUUAUCUCAGCCUAAAGCAUCCAAGAGCACUAGCAAGGGCAAUUUGUCAAGAUUUGCAAGCCAGAGUGACAUAAACUCAAUGGAAGACCUUGAGGUGGAAGAAUUCAAAGCGAAUCUUAAAUCUUCAAAAAGCACACUUAUCCAAAAAGGGAUUGUCCAAGUGGAAAAACCUCCUCUGAGCCAAGGAAAGGAAAUUAAACCUGCUGGAGAAAUUAAUGUUGGCCCAGCAUCUAUUCAGAAGUGUGCCCAAGGAGUAAAGUUUGUAGGAGUUGAGGAGGAGGAGGAUGACUGGGAUCUGUCAUCCCUAGAAGAUGAAAAACCCAUGCCAGCAAAAGAUGAAAAACUCAUGCCAGCAAAAGGUGAAAAAGUCUUGCUAGGAAAAGAUGAGACAGUUAAGAAUGCAGCUGCCAUUGAAAAGAAGGAUUCAAAUGUUACAUCCAUGGUCCAUGCAUGGGGAACUCCUAUGGGAAAACCAACAAAGGAAGAAGGCCUUCAAGAUGCAGAUUCAAGCAUAAAAAGCAGCUUAGCCACCAUCACAGACUGGAGCGACUCUUCAGAUAUCUGAUUGUUGUCUUUUGAAUGAGGUUUUAUCUGCAAGAAUCUGAUUUCUGUUCAUUUUUUCUUGUGCAUUAACAAGGAACUUUGGUAUACAAAACUCUGGUGUCUUUAGUUUCCCUUUGAUUUAAUACAGGACAGUUUAAAUACUUCUAGCUGGCUCUCCGCUUUGGGGAAAAAGUGUUCAUCAAUAAACAGUAUUAACUGAUUCAGUAUUUUAAAUAAUCUUAAAAAAAUAGGGUAGAUUUUUUUAAAAAAAGAACUCUUC
Messenger RNA from Rhineura floridana, 2994 nucleotides. RefSeq names its product DAZ interacting zinc finger protein 1 (gene DZIP1). The transcript is spliced from 20 exons. NCBI's taxonomy places the organism in Eukaryota, Metazoa, Chordata, Lepidosauria, Squamata, Rhineuridae. Gene Ontology annotation, cellular component: ciliary basal body; cytoplasm. Gene Ontology annotation, biological process: cilium assembly. The record is from RefSeq and is a predicted model, not a curated record. The coding region runs from base 154 to 2736 and encodes 860 amino acids.